This is a messenger RNA of Helianthus annuus (common sunflower), 2247 nucleotides long. RefSeq names its product MDIS1-interacting receptor like kinase 2. Gene Ontology annotation, biological process: hormone-mediated signaling pathway. Lineage: Eukaryota; Viridiplantae; Streptophyta; Magnoliopsida; Asterales; Asteraceae. The record is from RefSeq and is a predicted model, not a curated record. Gene Ontology annotation, molecular function: protein binding. Gene Ontology annotation, cellular component: plasma membrane. Bases 1 to 2247 code for a protein of 748 amino acids. The transcript has a single exon.
AUGUCUUGUAUAAACUUGUUACUUCUAUCUCUAGCUCUACUAAUCAUAUCAUUAUCAUCCACACGGAAUUUUGCUUCUGCCUCUUUGGAUGAAGCCAAUGCUCUUCUUAAAUGGAAAGCUACCCUACAAAUUCCAAACAACUCCUUGUUAUCUUCUUGGACUCCCCUCCCUAUGAAUGCUACUGCUUCGACUCCAUGCACUUCAUGGUUCGGUGUAGUUUGCAAUGAUUAUUGGUCCAUUUAUAGGUUGAACCUCACAUCCUCUCAAUUAAAUGGUACUCUCGAUCAGUUUCCAUUCUCUUUUCUCCAUAACCUUUCUCAUUUUGAGCUUAGUGUAAACCAACUUUUCGGUCCAAUCCCCUCACAAAUCCGGCUCCUAUCCAACCUUGUUUAUCUUGAUCUUUCGGGGAAUAAAUUUUCAGGUUUAAUCCCACCAGAAAUAGGGAUGUUAGCCAGUCUUGAAACCCUCCAUCUUUUUGAAAAUAACUUAUAUGGUUCAAUACCACAAGAGAUUGGUCAACUGAGUUUUCUCUCUGAGCUUGCCUUGUAUAAUAAUUCUCUUGAAGGAGAAUUGCCUCUAACAUUGGGCAACUUAAAAAACUUGGGUUACCUAUAUCUUGAUGACAAUAGGCUAUCUGGUCAAAUUCCAAAUGAGUUUGGGAACCUUGUCAAUCUUGUGGAAGUGUAUAUCAGUAACAAUUUUCUAAGUGGUCCUAUCCCACCUGCAAUUGGGAAUUUGAAGCAGCUUACUGUCUUGUACCUUUUUCAAAACAACUUGAAUGGUUCGAUACCACCAGAACUCGGUAGUCUAGUCUCACUUGAGCGCCUCAGCCUCUUUGCAAACAAUCUAUCAGGCCCAAUUCCUUCAUCGUUUGGUCAUUUGACGUCUUUGAAUCUCCUGCACUUGUACCAAAACCAACUCUCUGGACCCAUUCCAGCUGAACUAGGGAACUUGAAGUCACUUAAAGAGUUGGCGUUGAGCGAAAACCAACUCAAUGGUUCUAUACCUUCAUCACUGAAAAACCUGAGAAAGCUACAAUAUUUGUAUCUUCGUGUGAACAAAUUAUCUGGUCCUAUACCACGAGGACUAGAAAGUCCAUACAUGCUUGAGCUAGAAAUGGACAAUAAUCAAUUGUCUGGACGUUUGCCUGAAGAUUUGUGCCACGGAGGAAUGCUUCAAUAUUUGUCACUAAGUCAUAAUCAACUCAUUGGUCCUAUACCAAUAGGCCUAAGGAAUUGCUCGAGCUUAAUAAGAGCCCAAUUUGACUUUAAUCAACUUACUGGAGAUAUAUCAAAUAGUUUUGGGGUGUAUCCAAGUUUAGAUUACCUUGAUGCAAGUCAUAACAAUUUUCAGGGGCAAUUGUCUCAAAACUGGAGUAAAUGCAAGAACUUAACAGCCUUAGGUUUGGGACAUAACAACAUCAGUGGUUACAUACCACCCGAGUUUGGAAACUCAACUCGACUACAAAGGCUUGAUCUUUCUUCAAACCAUUUGGUUGGUGAUAUUCCGAAGGAACUUGGAAAGAUGGAAGGUAUGUUGUAUUUGUCCUUGAAAGAAAACAAACUUUCGGGUGUUAUACCUCAAGAGCUUGGGUCGCUUCAAAAUCUCCUUGCUCUCGAUCUAUCCACAAAUAGAUUAAACGGGUCCCUAUCAACGUAUAUUGGUGAGUGGGAGCACAUAUAUUACUUGAAUCUUAGUAAUAACAAGCUCAACGGAAAAAUCCCACCUGAAAUUGGUAAACUAGGUCAACUUGCCGCGCUUGAUUUCUCCUGGAAUUCACUUACAAAAGAGAUACCCCCUGAAAUUCAAAGUUUGGUGAGUUUGGAAAGUCUGAACCUUUCACAUAAUAGAUUAUCUGGUUUGAUUCCUAAUGCCUUUGGUAAAUUGCCUGGUGGGAUUGUUGUCGACUUGUCUUACAAUGAGUUGGUAGGUCCGGUUCCCACUUCAUUUCCCAUCUUCAAAAAUUCUACCAUACAAGUAUUCCAAGGCAAUCCAGGUUUGUGUGGAAAUGUUACAGGAUUGAAACUUUGUUCAAGUCAAAUUAUGGGGAAGAAAUAUAAUGAUAGCUUUCACCAUAGGAUCAUCCUUGUGACAGUGCUCCCUCUUUUCAUGGUAAUUUCACUCUGCAGCCUCCAUACUUGUCGGAAACAAAAGAAAACUUCUUUAUCAGUAAAACAGUUGGAUGAAAAAAGUAUGGAAUGUGCACCGGAGUUAGGUGGGUCAACCGGACCCGAAACCAACAAAUGA